Messenger RNA from Eruca vesicaria subsp. sativa (arugula), 2452 nucleotides. The record is from the annotation of a GenBank genome assembly. Lineage: Eukaryota; Viridiplantae; Streptophyta; Magnoliopsida; Brassicales; Brassicaceae.
CUCCAAGUAAACUCUCAUCUCUCUUUGUCUGAAUAAAAAAAAAAAGGAGAGGAGGAAGAAGAAGAGAAGAAGAUAAGGGAGGAAGAGAUAAUUCAAAAAAACCCUAAACCAACAAACUCCAAUGUCUUCCUCCACUCUCCAAGCCUCUCUUCUCCUUCGUUCUCCUCCUCUUCAUUCUUCUUCCUUCAAACCUCAUCGUCCUUUUUCUCUACGUUUCAAUCCUCAAUCUCUCUCCAGUUUCUACCGUCUCUCUUCAGUUCUUCAAUUUCACCCCCUUCCUUGCUCACUCCGCCAAGACAAUGUCGCUUCCGAUUCCGAUUUCCUUCCCAAGGACUCCGGCGAGGUUACGGAUUCUACAGAGAGUAGAUUGGUUCAGGAACCAGAGACGAGCUAUGGAGAAGAAGACUCAAAGGAGAAGGAGAAGAAGAAGAAGAAGUUUCAGAUAGUGGUGUUGGUGAUGGGAGUAUGGGCAGCCAUAAAGAGAGCUAUAGAGAAGCUUAUGGAAUGGGAGUGGCUCACCUGGUGGCCUUUCUCUCGCCAAGAGAAGCGUCUCCAGAAACUCAUCGCAGAGGCUGAUGCUAAUCCCAAGGAUGCUGCUUUGCAAGGAGCUUUAUUAGCUGAGCUCAACAAGCACAUUCCUGAGGCUGUAGUUCAACGGUUUGAACAAAGGGAACACGCAGUGGAUAGUAGAGGAGUUGCUGAAUACAUUCGAGCUCUUGUUAUUACUAAUGCUAUUGCUGAGUAUCUUCCUGAUGACCAAACCGGGAAGCCAUCUACUCUUCCCACACUGCUGCAAGAGCUGAAGCAUCGUGCAUCAGGGGAUAUGGACGAAUCAUUUGUGAACCCUGGUAUAUCUGAGAGGCAACCAUUGCAUGUCACCAUGGUUAAUCCGAAAGUUUCAAAUAAAUCCAGAUUUGCUCAAGAGCUUGUCUCUACGAUCUUGUUCACAGUUGCUGUGGGAGUUGUGUGGUAUUUGUUAAUGGGUGCAGCUGCUCUGCAAAAGUAUAUUGGGAGCCUGGGAGGGAUUGGAACUUCGGGUGUUGGUUCAAGUUCUUCAUAUUCCACAAAAGAGGUUAACAAAGAAAUAACGCCAGAAAAGAAUGUCAAGACAUUUAAGGAUGUGAAGGGUUGUGAUGAUGCAAAACAAGAGCUUGAGGAGGUGGUAGAGUAUCUUAAAAAUCCAUCAAAGUUUACCCGUCUUGGAGGAAAGUUGCCAAAGGGUAUUCUUCUUACGGGGGCACCUGGUACUGGAAAGACAUUGCUGGCUAAAGCCAUUGCUGGAGAAGCUGGAGUACCCUUCUUCUAUAGAGCUGGAUCGGAAUUUGAAGAGAUGUUUGUUGGGGUAGGAGCACGGCGUGUGAGAUCCUUGUUUCAGGCAGCUAAGAAAAAGGCGCCAUGUAUCAUUUUCAUUGAUGAAAUUGAUGCUGUUGGGUCCACUAGGAAACAAUGGGAAGGGCAUACAAAGAAGACAUUGCAUCAACUACUUGUCGAAAUGGAUGGUUUUGAGCAGAAUGAGGGAAUAAUAGUUAUGGCUGCUACGAACUUGGCUGAUAUACUUGAUCCGGCGCUGACAAGACCGGGUAGAUUCGAUAGGCAUAUUGUCGUUCCAAGUCCGGAUGUCCGUGGACGCCAAGAGAUUUUGGAACUCUACCUCCAAGGCAAACCUAUGUCAGAUGAUGUGGAUGUUAAAGCAAUUGCUCGUGGAACUCCUGGAUUCAAUGGUGCUGAUCUUGCAAACCUGGUUAAUAUUGCUGCCAUAAAGGCAGCUGUUGAAGGGGCUGAGAAGCUAUCUGCUGAACAGUUGGAGUUCGCAAAGGACCGAAUAGUUAUGGGCACAGAGAGGAAGACGAUGUUCGUAUCAGAGGACUCGAAAAAGCUCACUGCCUACCAUGAAAGUGGUCAUGCUAUUGUCGCUUUGAACACGAAAGGUGCACACCCGAUCCACAAAGCGACAAUAGUGCCGCGUGGAUCUGCCUUGGGAAUGGUUACGCAGCUACCUUCAAAUGAUGAAACAUCAGUUAGCAAAAGGCAGUUAUUAGCUCGUCUUGAUGUAUGUAUGGGAGGAAGAGUCGCUGAGGAGCUUAUCUUUGGCGAGGACCAUAUCACUACUGGAGCAAGUAGCGAUCUCUCCCAGGCCACAGAACUUGCUCAAUAUAUGGUAUCGAGCUGUGGGAUGAGUGAGGCAAUAGGACCAGUUCAUAUAAAAGAAAGACCAAGUUCUGAAAUGCAGUCACGCAUCGAUGCAGAGGUUGUGAAACUUCUUCGAGAGGCAUACGAGCGAGUGAAAUCUCUCUUGAAACGGCAUGAGAAGCAGCUACACACGUUAGCAAACGCACUUCUGGAGUAUGAAACACUAACCGCAGAGGACAUAAAGCGUAUUCUCCUUCCAAAACAAGAAAUAGACAAGCUACAAGAGAAACAACAAGAAGAAGGAGAUUUGGUAUUGGCCUAG